Messenger RNA from Gaeumannomyces tritici R3-111a-1, 1502 nucleotides. RefSeq lists its product as hypothetical. The record is from RefSeq and is a predicted model, not a curated record. The transcript is spliced from 3 exons. The coding region runs from base 63 to 1472 and encodes 469 amino acids. Lineage: Eukaryota; Fungi; Ascomycota; Sordariomycetes; Magnaporthales; Magnaporthaceae.
CCUCCAUUUUCAUUUCUUGCUCGUCAUCACUACUAUCAAGCGCACUUCACCCAACCGAGACAAUGAGCGACAAUUCGGAAGGUGAGGGGCAAGACGCCUUGAGCCAAGACAUCUCGUGGGAGCUUGGCAGGUUCAUCGCGAGCAAAUCUUCCACCUUCGCCUGCGGCGGCGCCAUUCCCAUUGUGGAUCCUGUCCUGGAUCCUCUCCAGAAGGAAACCGUCGAUACCACCGGGAGCCCCAGCAAACGCCGUCGCAAGGAUGAUACACUAUCCACUGCGCCCAUCAGCAUCCGCUGGGACUCUCCCCAGGGAAACGAGGCUGUCGGUGUCGCCAAAGUCACUUUCCCCGUCACUGAACCGGAUGGAGAAGCCAGCUUCACCAAGCUAGCUCAGGACAGCCAGCCCGCGGGCUUUGGGUACCAGGGCAAGAACGUUCUCGACGAGAGCUACCGCAAGGCUGCCAAGAUGGAUCGCUCUGACUUCUCGUCCGAUUUCUGCCCCUACGAGCUCGGCAUCAUCGACACCAUUGCUCAAGUUCUGCUGCCGAACACGAGGGACGGGAUUUCGACGAAGGGUGUGCGGGCGGAGUUGUAUAAACUCAACAUAUACUCCUCCCCGUCCGGCUUCUUCAAAUCGCACGUCGACACCCCCCGCUCCGAGGCCCAGUUUGGCUCUCUCGUCGUCUGCCUCCCCUACAAACACGAGGGAGGACAGCUGAUCGUGCGCCACACCAAACACGCCAUCACGUACGACUGGAGCACCUCCAAGGCCGGGGCCGACGCCGUUCACUGGGCCGCCUUCUACAGCGACUGCGAGCACGAAGUCAGGGAGCUGACCCAGGGCCACCGCGUCACCCUGACCUACAACCUGUACUACGCCCCGGGCGUGGGCGACCUCGCCGAGCACGCCCCGGCCAUGCAGGUCCAGACCCUGCCCCUGUACGACAAGGUGCAGGGCGCGCUGGCCGAGCCCUCCUUCAUGAACGACGGCGGCCUUCUGGGCGUCUACCUCACGCACGCCUACGCGCACAGCACGCGCGCGGGCCGCAAGGCCCUACCGUCGGUGCUCAAGGGCGCCGACAUGGCCGUGUACGCCGUGUUCCGCGCCCACGGGCUGAAGGUGUGGAUCCGCCCCGUAUUGCCGCGGGACAGCACCGUCGAUGAGUACGGCUACGAACCCCACGGCGACGAGGAGUUCAACACACGCGUCGGGGUCCACCUGGGCGAGCUAAUCGUGACCGACCAGGGCGGGUACGACGGCGUGGAUGCGGAGGACAUCUGGGACGAAUGGAGCCACGAUCGGGUGGACGUGAACUGGCUGACGGGCCCCGGGCCGGCCGAGUUGGAGGAGGCGACUUUUAUGCAUUUGACUUACGGCAACGAAGCUAGCAUCGACACGGUGUAUAUGCAUGCUGCGCUGUUGGUUGAGGUUCCCGCCGCAAGCGAGCGCACGCAAGUUGCGGAGCGUGGUUAACUGGAGGAUGGUACAGGCACAGGAGACGAC